CGGAAGAGGCUACACGGCAACAAAGAAAGCCGCCACCAUGCGUGUCUCGCUUAACUCGCUCGUGACUAUGUUCCACUCCGCCGUAGGAGGCUUGGGUGAGCGAUCUACGAAUCCGAUCGGAGAACAGCAGCUCCCUGUGGUGGUAGUGGGUGGAGGCUUGGCGGGCCUGGCUGCUUCCAUCGAGGCAUCUAGGGCAGGGGCUCCGGUGGUGUUGAUGGAGAAGGGCAGCCGGAUCGGCGGGAACUCUGCCAAGGCUACGUCAGGUAUCAACGGGGCUUUGACCACGGCCCAGACGUUGAAGGACGACAGCGACACGCUGCAGUCCUUCAAGGCCGAUAUCAUCAAGUCGGGCGGGGGGCGCAGCACACCCGAGCUAGUGGACGUCUUGGUGGAGAAGAGCGCUGAGGCCGUGGAGUGGCUGGAGUCUUUCGGGCUGGACCUGUCUCUCCUCUCUCAGUGCGGCGGGCACCAGGCGCCCCGGACACACCGCAUCCCGCCGGGAUCCGACGGCCGCCCCGUGCCUGUAGGAUGGACGACGGUGCAGAAGGUGUACAAGUAUGUCGAGGACCACCCGGAGGAGAUAUCGGUCAUGACCAACGCGCACGUGACGUCCUUGACGACAAACGACGCCGGCCGGGUCACGGGGGUGCGUUACCAGCAGGAGGGUGACGGGGACCAAAUCGAGUUGCCAGCAGCGUCUGUGGUGCUCACUACCGGAGGCUACGCGUACGACCGAUCCGAGGGGUCCCUCCUGUCCGAGUUUGCGCCGGAACGCCUCCACCUGGCGACCACCAGCGGUCCGCAGGCUACCGGGGACGGCGUGAGGCUGGGCCAGGCCGCCGGCGCGGGUCUCGUGGACAUGGACCAAGUACAGAUACAUCCUACCUCUCUGGUAGACCCGAAAGACCCCACCAACCUGUCCAAGUUCCUGGCUCCGGAGUCCAUGCGCGGGUCCGGCGGCAUCCUGCUAGACGCCGAAGGGAAGCGUUUCGCCAACGAGCUCACGACUCGCUCAGUCCUAACCGACGCCAUCUUUGAGGCUGGGAAACCAAUGCCCGGGGCUAAGCCAGAGGGGGGAGGGGAGCCGGAGGGAAUCGCUCCCACGGUGGCGUACCUUGUCCUGAACGAGGAAGCCGCGGGCGCGUUUGGCACAGGCGUCUUGGGUUUCUACAUGAGCAAGGGGCUCGUGCGGCGCGCAAGCGGUGCCGUGGAAGCCUCGGAGAUGAUGGGACACUCCGACGGCGGGAAGGCUCUGAAGGAAACCCUGGAGGCCUACGCCGCCGCGGCGAGCGGGGAGCGGACCGACGACUACGGCAAGACCGUCUUCCCGGCGAAAAGCUUUUCCGCUGACGAAACCCUCUACAUUUCGAUCAUAACACCAGCAAUCCACUACACCAUGGGGGGUGUGCGCAUCGACGGCGAAGGUCGCGCCCUCGGGGAGCUCGCAGGGGACGGGGGAGUCGCGUCCCCGAUCCCCGGUCUUUUCGCUGCCGGGGAAGUCACAGGGGGGGUCCACGGGGCCAAUCGCCUGGCAGGGAAUUCUCUCCUUGAAUGCGUGGUGAUUGGCCGACUCGCUGGCCAGCAUGCGGGGGGGGAGGCAGUAGCGUCGGUGUCCGAAGGUAGCGACAGCGGGGAAGACAGCGCGGAGAAUAUUAAGAACGGGAAUGAAUUGUAGGUAAUGUGGACGAAGAGCGGGGGUGGCCAACCGAGAGGCUCGAUCGUGAGAGGGGGCUGUGAAGAGACUGUCCUCGAGCAACGAACGGCAUAGAAAGUGGGGUAUGUUCGUGUAGUUUAGGGGGGUACCCUCUGGUCUGUUUGUAUGCGAGAAUGGAUCUGCAAUGUGGCAUUGCGUUGGCCGUUGACCAUGCGCCUCACGCUGUCGAGACAACAGUGCCGUGAAACGAGCGAGACGUAUG
Molecule: messenger RNA, 1916 nt
Organism: Ectocarpus siliculosus
Lineage: Eukaryota; Phaeophyceae; Ectocarpales; Ectocarpaceae
Source: the annotation of a GenBank genome assembly